GCCUUCCCCGAAGCGGAUGAAAACAAACACGAACGAUGGCGGCGCCGGGCAGCCGCCGGCUGCGGGGCUUCAGGCGGGAGUGAUCGUUUGAUCUGGAGAGGGGCACUUUGGAGAGCGUGAAUCGGCGUGAGUGCGACCGCUCACCCCGUGCAGAGAGCGAACUCCCCAGUCCCCGGACCUGUCAGCCAGGAGCCUCCCGCGGCGCGAGGUCUCUCCGCGAUCCGAGCUGUCACUGCAGCCCCGACUCGCGGAGCCCUCAGCCAGGAGGCGCGGCUGAGCGGCCCCAGGCCCCGGCCACCGUAAUGAGAGUCCCGAGCCACGCUCUGUGUCGCAGCUUCGUAGUGGAAGGACCCGUGGACACCUCCGAUCCGUUCUCGUUCAAUAAACCUCGGGAUUCCUAUAGGCAAUGGAAACUGAUCUCAAUUCCCAGGACAGAAAGGACCUGGACAAGUUCAUUAAAUUUUUUGCCCUUAAGACAGUCCAAGUGAUUGUGCAGGCUAGACUUGGUGAGAAGAUCUGUACUCGUUCAUCUUCGUCUCCAACUGGAUCAGAUUGGUUCAAUUUAGCAAUCAAAGACAUCCCAGAGGUUACACAUGAAGCUAAGAAGGCACUGGCAGGGCAGCUGCCCGCUGUCGGGAGGUCUAUGUGUGUGGAGAUCUCACUUAAGACUUCUGAGGGUGAUUCCAUGGAGUUAGAAAUAUGGUGUCUUGAAAUGAAUGAAAAGUGUGAUAAAGAGAUCAAAGUUUCCUACACGGUAUACAACAGACUCUCAUUGUUGCUGAAGUCUCUCCUGGCUAUAACUAGAGUGACACCGGCCUACAGACUCUCCAGGAAGCAAGGGCAUGAGUAUGUAAUAUUGUACAGGAUAUAUUUCGGGGAAGUUCAGCUAAAUGGUUUAGGAGAAGGUUUCCAGACAGUUCGUGUUGGGACAGUGGGCACCCCUGUGGGUACCAUCACUCUUUCUUGUGCUUAUAGAAUUAACUUGGCAUUCAUGUCUACCAGGCAGUUUGAGAGGACGCCACCUAUCAUGGGGAUUAUCAUCGAUCAUUUUGUGGACCGUCCCUACCCCAGCUCCUCACACCCCUGCAACUACAGAGCUACAGGCGAGGACACUGGGGUGACAUAUCCUUCUGUAGAAGAUUCUCAAGAAGUGUGUACCACCUCUUUUUCCACCUCCCCUCCAUCCCAGUGUGUGUUCACUGUCACAAGGGCACAUUCUCAGAGCCCUACUCCUGUGCUGACGGACACCCUGAGGGUCCCCAUUGCAGGACUGGCCUUUCCCUACCAACUCUCAAGCUCUCGCCUUUCCUAUCAGCCUGCCGCCCUGGGUGUUGGAUCAGCUGACCUGGCUUAUCCAGUAGUGUAUGCUGCUGGCCUAAACGCCACUCACCCUCACCAGCUGAUGGUUCCUGGCAAGGAAGGUGGGGUCCCCCUUGCUCCCAACCAGCCCGCCCACGGUGCCCAGGCUGACCAAGAGAGAUUGGCCACCUACACCCCUUCUGACGGGGCCCACGGCACAGCCACACCUUCUAGCAGUGAGGACACAGAAACCGUGUCGAACAGCAGCGAGGGACGGGCCUCUCCCCACGAUGUCUUGGAGACCAUCUUUGUCCGAAAAGUUGGGGCUUUUGUCAACAAACCCAUCAACCAGGUGACCCUGACCAGUUUGGACAUCCCCUUUGCCAUGUUCGCUCCCAGGCACUUAGAGCUGGAGGACGCCGACCCUAUGGUGAAUCCUCCCGAGUCCCCCAGCGCUGCGUCCCCUCUCCAGGGCAGUCUGCACUCCAACGGCUCCAGCGGUGGCAGCAGCGGCAACGCCCACGAUGACUUUGUCAUGGUCGACUUCAAACCGGCUUUUUCUAAAGACGACAUUCUUCCAAUGGACUUGGGGACCUUCUACCGUGAAUUUCAGAACCCCCCUCAACUGAGCAGCCUCUCCAUCGAUAUCGGGGCACAGUCCAUGGCUGAGGACUUGGACUCUCUCCCGGAGAAGCUGGCCGUGCACGAGAAGAAUGUGCGAGAAUUCGAUGCCUUCGUAGAAACCCUGCAGUAAAAGCUGGCGUCAGUCCCAGCAGCAGCCCCUUCCGCCGUCCCGGGAGGCCGAGGGCCCCCCCCACCGUCAGCUGCUCCCAUCCCGUGGAGGCGAGACUGUGUGGCCCCCGGAGACACCGGGGCUGCACUCCAGACUUGGGGGGACUCCUCCUCUGGCCUCAGGGAGGGGAAGCCCCUUGGCCACACCAGGGCCCUCAGCAAGGCCAUCUGCCUCCACUGCUGUCACCAACUGUUUCCCGGAGCCAUUCCUCCUGCCGCCACCACCUCCCAUCCUGGGCCUGUCGUGCAGCUGCCCCCCGGGCCCACAUCAAGCCAUUUGACCUGCCCCCCGAGGCCCAGACCUGAUUUGGGGAGAGAGGAGGAAGGCUCCUUCCUGCCCCGUUGUCGUCUCCUUUCAUCCUGGAAUCUCCCCUCUCUCCCCGGCCCCGUACCUGCACUUUUGGCCAUGACAGGCCUCCUGUGGCGAGAAGCCCGCAGCUGGCUAGCCACGCGCCGGCAGGUUGUGCCAGCCGGGCCCAUGGCAGAGAGUCCGAGCAGCCCUGGUGGCUGCCUGUGCUCAGCUUCUCAGCUCCCGGGGACAGUUCCCAGGAGGGCCCAGCCAAGGUCCUCUCCUCCCUCCCCCUGGCACUGCUCCUUAGUUAUAGAGCACGUAAAUAUUUAUUACAUUCAGAGAAUCAGAUAUUUUAUAGAGAAAAUAUGUUUGAGGCUAGAAGUGUCCACUUGGGGAAGGUGGAGGGUCUCUUCCCCCCCUGGGGCAGGGCCUCUGCCUCCAGAGGCACCUCAGAUCCCCGGCGCUGCUCCCAGAUUCUUCCUUCCCCGAGAUGACAGGUCACGCCCCAGAACAGAGCUGGCUGAGAGCAGCAGGACCUCCCGGAACUGCUGUGUUUGAACUGACACCAGACAGCUCCCUGGACACCGGUGAGAGCCUGGAAUCCGGCUCCCCUCCCAAAGACCAUCCAUCCCGGCAGCCCAGGAAGUCUUGGGUGCCAUAUGCAAUGACGACCCAGAGAUGUGCUGUGUAGCGUGCACCACGGCCAUUGUGUGAGGCCCCAGGGGCCCGCGAAGGCCAGAUAGGCAGGCCCCUUCUCUGGGCCACCCAUUCCUGUUCCUGCGGUUGCAUCAUGGGUUAUUUCUUCCUGCAGUCUGGGCCUGGCCGCCAGUGCUGACUGGCUUCCUUGUCGAGUAAGCAGAGCGGGGCAUUCAGUUGACUCCACCCUUCAGGCAUUGGUACUUGAGUCAGUCAGGUGCCUCCCGCCCUCCUGACCGUCCCUCUCUUCUGUCCACCCCGCCCCGCCCCUCCCUGGGUCCUCAGCGCAGCAGCUGUUGUGCAGUGGAGCAGGAGACCCAUUGCCACUCAGCUGCACGUGACCCUUCAGCAUUCACAAGGAAAGUGUGCCCAGCGGCACAUCCAGCUGUCCGCCUCUCUGGGCCAGAGGGCACCUGUGGCCCACCGAGCCUCUCCCCAAAAGCCUGGCACAUCACUGAGGGUCGCCACUCCCUGCCCUCCCCUCCCACUAUCAGCUGCUGCCCUGCCCUCCUCCAGAGGCCUUGCAUGGAAAGGUCCAGAACAGUCCUCUGGCUCCUAGUCAUGGCCUGCAGGCCACAGCCUUCAGGACCCCAAAGGCAAAAAAGGUCAGGGCACACGGCCCGUGAGACAGCCCGACUGUUGGGGCUGGUCAUGCCCCCCAGCCCAUAAUUAAGAGCCCGUAUCUUCCUUGGGACAGGACUGGCAGCAGUCACCUGUGUCCCUGUGCCCAGACAAGCACCCUCUCCAUCCUCCAGCCCACCUUGUUGGAAAUAUUGAGCUAUACUUUAAGAUGUAUUCGAGAUUUCCAAUAAAAUUUUUCUGUACUUUACAA
Sorex fumeus (smoky shrew) is the source of this 3911-nucleotide messenger RNA. RefSeq names its product autophagy related 13 (gene ATG13). NCBI's taxonomy places the organism in Eukaryota, Metazoa, Chordata, Mammalia, Eulipotyphla, Soricidae. The record is from RefSeq and is a predicted model, not a curated record. The transcript has 19 exons. Gene Ontology annotation, cellular component: cytosol; phagophore assembly site; Atg1/ULK1 kinase complex. The coding region runs from base 407 to 2053 and encodes 548 amino acids. Gene Ontology annotation, biological process: piecemeal microautophagy of the nucleus; protein localization to phagophore assembly site; mitophagy.